ACACAAGAAUGCCUUCUGACGAUUUAAACGACCUUGCGACCGUCAAGGCGUUGAUCGAGAACGGUCUCCGUCUCACAGAAUCUCCAGAACGAGGUUUCUCAACUCAAGUGGUGGAAGUUCGAGGCGGACUCGUCAUCAAGUACGGACCUCUCGUCUGGAAGUCCGAGUUCCUCGCCAUGGAGCUCGUGCAACGGCAUACCAACAUACCCGUACCAGAACCCUUGUCCUACCUGUCCGAAGAGAAUGGUAGUUCGCCAAUUCGAAUCCACACCGGCUACCUCGUCAUGAAAAAAGUCCCAGGCGUUCCUUUGGUGGACGUUCUCGAGGGCUUCGGCGAAGAGGCAUGCGCUUCUAUCUCGGCGCAACUCAUGCAGUAUCUACUUCAGCUGCGGACGCUCGACUCAUAUGGGCAGUGGGGCAUGGUCGGGAAGAACAGCCGAUUCCAUCAGGGCCACUUCAGCCUCGCGCCGUGGUCGCCUUCUGACUCAGACCGGGGAUCGAUAGCGAACUCGCCCAAUCCGUGUGUCGCCACCUCCGCUCGCGACAUUUUCGAUUACUUCACAGCAGCCAGCCCUCCAGUAGUCUCUGCAGAGGAAAGGCAAGCUGCUCUCGACAAGAUCAACCUCGAUCGACCCUCUCGAUUCACUCACGGAGACCUCCUUCCGGAGAACAUCAUGGUCGACAUCUCUUCCGGACACGCCACAAUCACGGGCAUCAUCGACUGGGAGCUUGCAGGAUGGUACCCAUACUUUUGGGACUAUUGGGUCGCUGUUCAACGAAAGGGACAUUACCGGCCGGUAACUUGGAAAAAUUGGCAACGAAUCUUCACUUCUGUUUUCGAGCUUUGUCCACAAGAAGCGUUAACGUUCUCAAAGUUUGUGUGGUGGACUUACGAUGGGUAUUCUGAAGGUCCAAUUCACUGCUUGUGUUGCGAAUAACUAACCUCUGACUGUACUAUUCACACGCGACAGCGAUCAUGGACGUGGAAGGUAUUGAAUAGCUUUUUUACUUGUAUUUUCUCGCCGCUACCUUUGCAGUAAACGUUAUACUCGC
Stereum hirsutum FP-91666 SS1 is the source of this 1053-nucleotide messenger RNA. RefSeq lists its product as uncharacterized. The record is from RefSeq and is a predicted model, not a curated record. The transcript has 2 exons. Lineage: Eukaryota; Fungi; Basidiomycota; Agaricomycetes; Russulales; Stereaceae. The annotation marks the transcript as partial.